Molecule: messenger RNA, 3556 nt
Organism: Xenia sp. Carnegie-2017
Lineage: Eukaryota; Metazoa; Cnidaria; Anthozoa; Malacalcyonacea; Xeniidae
Product: squamous cell carcinoma antigen recognized by T-cells 3-like
Exons: 28
Coding region: 333-3002 (889 amino acids)
Biological process (GO): RNA processing
Cellular component (GO): nucleus
Molecular function (GO): protein binding; RNA binding
Source: RefSeq, a predicted model, not a curated record
GAACGUUUAUGAUAGGUGUACCAAAUUUUCAAAUUAUUGAACGGGCACCAGAAACCAGGGAAAUUUUAAAUUGUUUGACCAUUCACGAAAUGAUGGAAAGUCUCUUGCGUUAUGACAUGGCGAAUGUGGAACACCCACAACUCUUGAACGCUUACAAAGCCUCUGCAAAUAAGCUUCAACAAAGCUUUUUACACAUUCAUUGUUUGUUGUAUAUUGAGUCAAACACUAAUAAUUUUGAACCUUCGCUUUUCCUUUUUUGUCAACUUUCAAAAACGGUUUUCACUUUGUAUACUAUGGACAGGGGGGGGUGAUUUGCAGAUGAUGGACAUUAAAUGAAUAUGGCGGACGAUUCUACAACAGAAAAGGCUGUCAUGUCAGACGAUGUUUCUCAUGCAGAAUGUGAUGUGCAAAUGAAAAUGAGAGAAGAGAAUGAUGAUGAAGUUACUUCUAGUGAUGAUGAAAUGCCAGAAGAUAGUCAAGUAACUGAACUACGAGAGUUCCUUGAAAACUCACCUUUCCAUUAUGAGAGUCAUCUUAAAUUGAUUCAAGCAUUGCGCGAGAUUGGUGACCUGGACAAAACAAGGCAAGCCAGAGAAACAAUGAGUCGUAUGUUCCCUUUAACCCCAGAAAUUUGGUUGGAAUGGAUUAAAGAUGAGAUGCCACUCUCUUGUAUCACAGAACAGAAAACUUAUAUCCAUGAUCUGUUUGAGAAAGCUGUUCAAGAUUAUCAAUCUGUCAAACUGUGGACAGAAUAUUGUCAGUUUGUUAUGGAUAACAUGGAUGGUGAGGCAGGGAUAGAAGAGGCUCGAAUGGUAUUUGAGAGAGCAAUAACUGCUGUUGGUCUUCAUGUGACUGAGGGUGCAGCUAUUUGGGAUGGUUAUAGGGAAUUUGAAAUGGCCUUGUGCGACUCAUAUCAAACAAUUGCUGAAGGAUCCAAUGGUCCACAAUUCCAGAAGAAACUUAGCCAACAGAAAGAAAAAGUGAAAACUCUUUUCAGACGAGAAGUCUCUGUCCCAUUAAUUGGAAUGCAAGCUGCUUAUCGAGAAUAUGAACAAUGGUUAGGAGAUGAAGGAAUACAGGAAAAUAUCAUGCGAGAAUACAAACGAGCCGAAACCAAACUUGAAAAAUGUUUACCUUUCGAAGAGACAUUGGCAUCAGCAGAGUCUCCAAAGCUUACUGAAUACCGCGAGUAUAUAGCAUUCGAGAUGAAAGAGAACGACUUAGCGAGGGUUCAAUGUCUUUACGAGAGAGCUAUGUUGGAGAACUGUUUGAAUUCAGAAUUUUGGAUUGAAUACACGAACUAUUUGGAUAUGAAAGUCAGUAUUAUCGAUGUUGUCUUACCUGUUCAUGAACGCGCUGUUCGUAACUGUCCGUGGGUUGUAACGUUGUGGUGUAGUUACAUCAAGGCCUUGGAACGAACUUCUCAAAGUCAAGACAAAGUACAAGAGGUUUUUGACCGCGGAAUGAAUGCAAUGAUUUCAAAUGCAGAUGAUUCAAUCUUGCUUUGGCGCUGUUUUUUGGAAUGUCUGAGACGGCGUGUAAAAGACUGGAAACAAGAAAACGCAGAAAGGGUGGACUUGAUGAAAGCAUUUGAUGACGCUACAGAUUAUAUCAAGUCAAACUUCGGGAAAGACGGAGAUAGUCAGCAUUUCAUUUUAAGAUAUAAGGCCUACUUUGAGGCAACGAAGCUGGACAAUAUCUCAGGUGCCAAAAAAAUAUGGGAUUUCAUUAUGUUACAUCAUAAUCGUGAGUCAAAGUUUUGGGUUGAAUACAUUCAGUUGUUAAGACAAGUACAGGAUAACAUCGGUUGUAGAAAGCUGUUUAAUCGUGCGAUACAAACAUCAAAUGAUGAGCCUGAAAAACUUUGUGAACUUUAUCUUAAGUUUGAAAAAGAAGAAGGAUCUUUAAGUGAUCUUGAUGUCGCUGUUAACAAGUGUUCUGAAAGACUGAAACGAGUUUGGGCUCAAAAACAAAAGGAAUAUGAGAGGAGUGAUGCUACCCGUCAAGCGGAGGAUGAAGCGAAUGCCAAGAAGGAGAAAGUAAAAGCUGAUAAACGCACCAAUAAAAAAGCAGAAGAGAAACUAAAAAUUCAAAAAGUCAAACGAAAACAUGAAGAUAUUGACGAUAACGAUAUUAAAGAUGAACAGCCAAGCGCAAAACGUCCUUUCGUAUCGAAAGACGAAAAAGCACCACAAUUGAAACAUCCAACGCUAGCGACUAAGGAAGAUAAAGUUCAUGGCAGCUGCAAAGACCAUUUGAAAGUAUUUGUUAGCAAUUUACUCUUUUCUGUCGACGAGGAGCAAUUAAAAAGUGUAUUUUCGCCGCUGGGUGAAAUAGAGGAAAUUCGUUUGAUUAAAAAUCUACAAGGAAAAUCUAAAGGAUACGCAUACGUCGAAUUUAAACAUCAGAGCUCUGUUUCAGCCGCUUUGGCUACAGACAGACAACAGUUGUGUGGACGACCGAUGUUUGUUUCGCAGUGUGUGGAUAAAACUCAAACUCCGACCACUUUCAGGUUUUCCACAACCCUCGACAAGACCACCGUCUUUGUCACCAACCUGCCAUUUGAAAUGAAUAGUACAGAAAUUGAAGAUGUUUUUAGCGAGCAUGGCAAAGUAAAGCAGGUUCGUUUGGUCACAAAUAGGGCAGGAAAGUCGAAAGGAUACGCUUAUGUAGAAUUUGAAGACGAGUCGGGUGCUGCAGCGGCGGUUUUGAAGCAGGACCAGAAGACUGUGAAGAAUCGCGUUAUUAAUGUAGCUUUAUCAAAUCCACCAAAACGAGAACGCCAAGAAACUGACGUAAAACACAUUCGUCCUGACACAGGAAGUCGUCCCGGUCGUGCGCGCACGCAGGUUCAAUUUGUACCCAGGGCUUUGAAAAAAACACAGGUCGCGGACAGUUCGGAAGCACACGCCAUCUUGGACAGCUCAGUUGAAUCGAAGCAGUCGGAUAAAGUGAAGUCUGGACUGAGCAAUGAUGAUUUUCGAAAGAUGUUGCAGAAAUAGAGCCGGCUGCGCUAUUGUGGACAGCGGUUAAUCAUGAUGUCAUUUUACUUGUCGAAGCGAAAUGUUAAAAUCUUCCCUGAAGCCUGUUUUGACAUCGUCACAAACUCGUCCUGCCUUUUUUGUUCAAUCCCACACAACGACGGUUUAAUAUACAUCGAAUACACUGAAACGGCCUUUUCAACACUCUGUGUUUGUAACUAGUUGGAUAGGUUCCAUGUUUUUUUUUAAAUCGUCCCAAACUGUCUCAUCAACGAUUCAAUUGUGGAGACCAUCUUUGACCUAUUUUACCUUAGCUAUACGUAAGAAGUAUCACUCUGCACUGAGCAUUAUUUUUCUAUAUUAUCGUGAUACUUCGUUCUCAAUCUCGGUAGGAGGUUUUUAUCAAUCUUUGUAUCGAUCGAAUGCAUGUUUUACAUUUAAUUAAUACGUUUCAUUUAUUUACUAUACUUGCAAGUCUUUUGCUCCAAUCUUAAUUUUUUUGUUAAUUUGAUAUCGUUUAUAUAAUCUAGUUGUUAUUACAAAUUAUAAUUCAUUUCAAUAUACGUAUUUAUAUA